This is a messenger RNA of Rhodofomes roseus, 2244 nucleotides long. RefSeq lists its product as uncharacterized. The transcript has 9 exons. Bases 183 to 1904 code for a protein of 573 amino acids. Lineage: Eukaryota; Fungi; Basidiomycota; Agaricomycetes; Polyporales; Fomitopsidaceae. The record is from RefSeq and is a predicted model, not a curated record.
CAACGACGCCGAGAAUGUCGGACAGUGCAAGCGCCCAUCGUCGCAACGGUCGGCGGUCGCAACAACACUCCAGCUCAUAAACCAACGACUCGUCGAUUCGCGCUGGGCCUCCACGUCAAACACUACCUCAGCCUCAAAAGAUACCUGUUGAACCUACCUUGUUUGUUGUACAUCGUCACAAUAUGGCUGACCCGGUCGCCUCGAAGUCUGGCUUCUUGUGCAUGUACAUGUCGAACCACCCAGACACGCUCGUCGGGUAUGUCAAGCACUGGGGCAAGGUCGCGGAGGAUGUCUCGAGUGCGAAGAUGAUCUCCAUUGAUACCAAGGGGAUGACACUAGCGUACAAGACGAAGGCUGGAGGCCCGGAGAAGGAAGUGCGUGUGCUGUUCGACCCGCCUUUGCUAGGUUACGAGGAAGUCAAGCCUCGCCUCAUCAGCAUGAAGGUCGACGCGGAGGAGGCUCUGGGCAUGGCCCGCGCCCCGCAGAUUACCACCUUCCGUCUUCCCUUCGGUAUCUGGACGACGAAUGUCCUGCUCGCGUUCCUCCUCUACGUGACUUUCUCCCCAGAGCCUCAAUCGCCCAACUUCGCCCCUGCUUAUCUCCCGGCGCACUAUGCCCGUACGAACCUGCCCGUCUGGGCAGUCACGGCGUCUUGGUGGAUCGUUGUCAUCGUUCACCCCCUUGAAGCCCUGUACGCGCUGUACAUGGCGCGGAGACACCGCAUGCCGUUCACAACGGGGGUGGGCUACGUGCUCGGUACACUGAUCUGGGGCCUCCCGGUCCUCAACGAGCUCCGUCACCAGAGACAGGCUGCGCGUAUCGAGAUUCCUUGUGUAUGGGAGGAUUGCUUCGGAAGGAAUAACCCAGGGGCGCCGCUCAUAGCGGACAAGGGUAUAGCGAGAGCACUCGAGAUCGAGCGCCAGCUGAAUGCUGGAGAAGGGAGAACCGUAGAGGAAUUGAUCAAAAGUGAUGACCCUCUCAAGGGUGUUGAAGCAGCCCGUUUACGGCGGUGGUUCAGUUCCAACAAAAUGAUCCCACUACGAGACCUCACGGAUGACUUCGGCUCCGCCGUCCUCUUCGGCCGGCUCGAAGUCGUGCAAGCCGACAUCCUCGCGCGCAUGCACAAGCACGCGCAGCGGAGCACGCCCGACCCGCGCGCCGCGGUGGUCCGCGAUAUCUACGAGAUGCGCUGGGGCCCGACGCAGGUCCCGAUCUUCAACCUCAUCCUGCUGAGCACGCUCCUCGUGCCCGCGAUGCGCCCGCAACAGCUCGCGGUCGCGCGGUUCCUCAUCAACGAGAUGAAGAUGCCCGUCGACGGGCGCGACCUCUCGGGCGCGACGGGGCUCUACCACGCGAUCUCGACAAAGCCCGCGUUCGACCCCGAGUACGCGCAGAUCCUCGUCGACGCGGGCGGCGACGUGAACGCGCGCAACCGCUAUGGGGACACGACCGCGGCGGAGAUCGCGAUGCUGCGCGACUACGGGGCGGACGGGAAGCAGCGCGCGCGCGACGCGCUCGCGUGGUUCUUCGCGCAUGGCGGGAACGUGGACGUGAUGAACACUGACGGCGUGUCCGCGCGCUGGGUCAUGGCCACCGCGCAUCAGCAGAUGGUGCAAGUGACUGGGGUGAUGCGUGCCCUUGCGCAGUUGCCGAUGUGGGACGUCGUGCUGCAGGAGGACGAGCGGAGGAAGGCACUGGGCAUGAAGGCCUGUGCGUUUUGCGCCAGGGUGAAGGAGGAAGGCUCGGGCAAGGCGCUGCUUUUGUGUUCGCGGUGCAAGUGCGUGACGUACUGUGCGCCCCCGAGGAAGUGUCAGAUGGAUGAUUGGAGACACCACAAGGGGAGGUGCAAGCCUAACAAGGCGUCGCGCGGAUCUACCUAUCUUGGAGUACCGCUGGAUAGUUGACCUUUGGAUUAGUGUUCUCCACAGCGUAGAAGGUCCCUUUCAUUUCCUGUAAUUGCGAGAAAAGCAUGAUCGAAAAUCCAACCAGUAUUAACCUGGUACUAUCUUGCCAGCAACAGCCGCUAUAUGUAGGUUGGCCUUCGCGUCGCGGAGUCAGGAGAGUCGCAUCUGCAUGCCAGUGUAGUGAUUAAGUACUACGCCAAGGGUCCCCCUACCGUGAUGGUGCUUGAUCUGUACCUCAGGCCACAUUCUCUCGCCACAGACAGCCGUGUCAUAUGCAUAAGACUGCAAAAGAAGCGAGAAGUACAGGUUGACCAUUUUGAGCCGGGAAACGAUACUGAAC